CGUAAUCACUCGUCUGGAAAUUUACAUCACCACUCUAAAUUCUCAGUCAUACCACCAGUCUUUCGUUAUUUACAAUGGUUGCCACUUUAAAGAUCUCCACCUUAGUCGCCUUAGUCGCCACCAUCAACUCGGUGGCUGCCGCUCCUCCAGCCUGUUUGUUGGCUUGUGUUGCUCAGGUCCAAAAGAACUCCAAGUGUUCCGGUUUGAACGACUUGGACUGUAUCUGUUCCAACGAGGCCAGCAACAUCCAAAAGUGUUUGGACAGUGCCUGUCCUAACGACAAUGCCGACGCUGCCUACAGUGCCUUCAAGAGCUCGUGUGCCGCCCAAGGUAAGGCUGUUUCUUCCAGCUCUGCUAAGGCUUCCAGCUCUUCUUCUGCAUCCUCCAGCUCUGCUUCAGCCUCCAGCUCCGCCAAGGCUUCUAGCUCUGCUAAGGCAUCCAGCUCUGCUGCUCCAUCUUCCAGUGCUGAAGCUUCCAGCUCUGCUGCCGAGUCCAGCUCUGCUGUUGAAUCCAGCUCUGCUGUCGAAUCCAGCUCUGCUGCCGAAUCUUCCAGCUCUGUUGCUGAAUCCAGCUCUGCUGCUCCAUCCAGCGCUGCUUCUUCCGCUGCUUCUUCCGCUGCUUCUUCCGCCGCUUCUUCCGCUGCUCCAUCCAGCGCUGCUCCAAGCUCUGCCCCAUCCACCACCUUGCAAUCGUCCGUUUCUCAAGCUUCUUCCACCAGAGCUGAAACCUCGGUCCAAGCCCAACCAAGCAACGGUGCUAACAACGUCCAAUUGUCUUUUGGUGCUGCUUUGGCCGGUGUCAUCGCUUUGUUAUAAGUGUUAGAUCCUUAGACCUAGACCUAGACUCGUUUCUGGACGUCAAAGUCGAACCCCAUUUCUUCUUCAAAAUUUGCCAAGGCCUAGGCCCCAGUGCCAUGGCUCGUGAAGUCAC
Suhomyces tanzawaensis NRRL Y-17324 is the source of this 930-nucleotide messenger RNA. RefSeq names its product Ssr1p (gene SSR1). The transcript has a single exon. NCBI's taxonomy places the organism in Eukaryota, Fungi, Ascomycota, Pichiomycetes, Serinales, Debaryomycetaceae. The record is from RefSeq and is a predicted model, not a curated record. The coding region runs from base 75 to 815 and encodes 246 amino acids.